Molecule: messenger RNA, 2713 nt
Organism: Trichechus manatus latirostris (Florida manatee)
Lineage: Eukaryota; Metazoa; Chordata; Mammalia; Sirenia; Trichechidae
Gene: NEMP1
Product: nuclear envelope integral membrane protein 1
Exons: 9
Coding region: 28-1362 (444 amino acids)
Cellular component (GO): nuclear envelope
Source: RefSeq, a predicted model, not a curated record
GUGAGGAGGAAGCGGCUUGAAGCGACCAUGGCGGGAGGAAUGAAAGUGGCAGUCUCACCGGCAGCUGGUCCCAGACUCUGGGGCUGGGGGCCUGGGGACGGUGGGGCAGUGCGGCUGCUCUUGGUCCUCUCCGGCUGUCUGGUCUGCGGCGCAGCUGGAACUGGUGUACAUGUGGUCAUGCUUCAGGAAUCCGAAGUUUAUUAUGACAGUUUAAGCCAACAAUUCUGUUAUAAAAAUGUGCUUGUCCCAAAGUGGUAUGAUAUAUGGACACGGAUACAGAUCUGGGUAAAUAGUUCCAAAUUGAUACGAGUCACCCAGGUGGAGAAUGAGGAGAAGCUGAAGGAACUGGAGCAGUUUAGUAUCUGGAACUUUUUUUCCUCCUUUUUGAAAGAGAAACUGAAUGACACCUAUGUUAAUGUGGGUCUAUACAGCACAAAAACCUGCCUCAGAGUUGAGAUUAUCGAGAAGGAUACCAGCUACAGUGUCAUUGUGACCCGGAGAUUUGACCCCAAACUCUUCCUUGUUUUCUUCCUGGGACUUAUGCUAUUUUUUUGUGGAGACGUGCUGAGCAGAAGUCAGAUUUUCUACUAUUCCACUGGCAUGAGUGUGGGAAUUGUGGCCUCUCUACUAAUCAUCAUUUUUAUAGUGUCCAAGUUUAUGCCCAAGAAAAGUCCCAUUUACGUCAUCCUGGUGGGAGGCUGGUCCUUUUCUCUGUACCUCAUUCAGCUAGUUUUUAAAAAUUUACAAGAGAUCUGGAGGUGUUACUGGCAGUAUCUUUUGAGCUACGUCUUCACAGUUGGAUUCAUGAGUUUUGCAGUGUGUUACAAGUAUGGGCCCUUGGAGAAUGAACGAAGUAUCAACCUGCUGACCUGGGCCUUGCAGCUGAUGGGCCUGUGUCUCAUGUAUUCUGGCAUCCAGAUACCGCACAUUGCCUUUGCCAUUAUCAUCACUGCACUGUGUACCAAGAACCUGGAAUAUCCUAUUCAGUGGCUGUACAUCACCUACAGAAAGAUGUGUAAGGCAACAGAAAAGCCUCUCCCCCCUCGCCUUCUGACAGAAGAAGAGUAUCGGAUACAAGGAGAGGUGGAGACCCAAAAGGCUUUACAGGAACUUCGAGGAUUUUGUAGGAGCCCAGACUGCUCUGCUUGGAAGACUAUUUCUCGAAUCCAGUCUCCAAAAAGAUUUGCUGACUUUGUGGAAGGCUCCUACCACCUCACACCAAAUGAGGUUUCUGUCCAUGAGCAGGAGUAUGGAUUAGGGAGCAUUCUUAUCCAGAAUGAAUUCUAUGAGGACACAUCCUCUGAGGAGGAGAACUCAGAUCCUUGCUGCCCCUCUAUCACACAAAACAACUUGCUGGCUUAGGUGGUACUCAGUUAUUUGUAUGUGGACUGACUUGAUAUCUGGGUGGUCCGUGUUGCAUAUGUUGUGAAAUUGCUUCUCACCCCUUUGAAAUAGGGUGAGAUAGUGCAGAAAUUCUCCUACUGAAGUUAGAGGCUUGCGUAGGCCUCCCUCUGGAACUGGCCUAGGUGGUCUCUGUGGGAUCCCUGGGGAAGGAGGGUGAGUAAGGUAAUGAAUGCUGCCAGCAGUUUGCUUCCCAUUGGUUGAACUGUCAGUCCACUUUUAUGUUCCGAAAGAAAUUGAUGGCUGGAAUGCCAUGCAUAGGUAGCAUGGUGUUCUGGUGCCUCUUGGAAAGUUGAUUGAGUUGUGGCAUUUCUGCCUGUAUUUUCCCAAUAGGAUAAUUUAAACAUUUGUGGCAUCUUUUGACUGUGGCUGGCCCUCAGGAGUGAGAUCAGUUAUAAGUGUAGUAAUGCUUUCAGACUAUAGGCUGCAUCUUCCAUAGAGAAAUCCACAAAUCUGAGCAUCUUUGACUUCUUUUAUUUCAGUGAUUUUAGAAUAAUCCUUGAUUUAACACUUUUUAGAGAAAGAUGAAUUUUUUCGUGUCUUGUUUUUGAAACGUAUUUUUAAUAAUGUCACAAGCUCAUGUUGCAGAACUAGCAAGCGCCCCAGAGUGACAAAGCCCACCAACGCAUAAAAUCCAUUGCCAUUGAGUUGAUUCUGACUCAUAGCAACCCUAUAGGACAGAGUAGAACCGCCCCAUAGGGCUGGUGGAUUUGACUGCAGCCGAGCUCUUAACCACUGCCACCAGGGCUCCAACAAAGCCCGCAGACUCCUACACAUUUAUUAACAUGAAUUUUCCUUUAAAGCCCCAGAAGUUGUUGUGGUUGGUUCAGCUUCGAAUUAGUUCUCAAACAUACACUAUUCUGAGUUCUGCUUGCCUUCAGAGGGAUCAUGUCUGUAGGUCUUCUUAGGCAAGGUCUGUUGGGCUUUUUAUUAUAUUCAACUUUUAAUUCCAUCUUAAAAAUACAUUUGCACUCUUCCCUUACCCUUCCUCCUCAGUUACCUGACUUCCUGCUUCCCUUUGUGAGGUGUCCGUUAGGUGAGGACCUAUGAAGUGUGUACAAUUGUUUGUUUUGUUUCUUAUGCCCUCUUUUUCUUGGUUUAUGGCAUUAUUCAUGCCACCUAGGAGAAGUGAUCUUAUUUUGGGGAUUUAAAUACUUUUUACAGGUUCUCUGUUUUUCCUGUCAAUGGGUUGUAUAUCUUUUGGUUACUAUGGAAUCAAGAAACUAUUUCCUUUUCCUUUCCCUUUCUUUGUGUGUUUACUCAUUCUGCCCAUUCCUUACAGCCUUUCCUCACCAAAAAAAAAAAAAAAAAC